Messenger RNA from Helianthus annuus (common sunflower), 723 nucleotides. Its product is annotated as protein ALP1-like. The record is from RefSeq and is a predicted model, not a curated record. The transcript has a single exon. Lineage: Eukaryota; Viridiplantae; Streptophyta; Magnoliopsida; Asterales; Asteraceae. The coding region runs from base 1 to 723 and encodes 240 amino acids.
AUGAAGUUUAUGCGUAGUCUUGAUUGCACGCACUGGGAAUGGGCGACAUGUCCAACCGCUUGGAAAUGGCAACACCAUCGUGGUGACCACGAGGGUCCUACCCUAAUAUUACAAGCGCUCGUGUCUCAAGAUUUAUGGAUUUGGCAUGCGUACUUUGGCAUGACCGGUGCAAAGAAUGACAUUGUUUUUUUACAAUCUUCGGGUCUUUUGAACGAUGUCAUAGAUGGUGUUGUGCCAAGUACUUCAUUCUAUGCAAACGACGUGGAGUAUAAGUAUGGGUACUAUCUUGUCGACGGUGUUUAUCCGGAGUGGGCAACGUUGGUGAAAAGUCUUUCGUGUCCAAAUGACGAGAAAAGAUUGUAUUACAAGAAGAAACAAGAGUCGGCAAGAAAAGAUGUCGAGCGGGCUUUCAGUGUAUUAAAAAAGAGAUGGUCUAUUAUUGCUCAGCCGUCGAGAAUACUUGAAAAGAGUAAAAAGAGAAACAUCACGUAUACGUGCAUCAUCUUGCAUAACAUGAUAUUGGAGGACUCGGGCAGAGCGUUUUGUGGAGAAAGUUAUGAGGAAGAUAACCAACCGACGAACCCACUACUCACAUACGCUAAAAAAGAAGUUAUCCAAGUGAGUAUACGUGACAGGGACACACACCAUAACCUUCGAGCUGAUCUGACCAAGCACCUAUGGUUUUAUCGUGAACAAGAAGGAGACGGCGCGUAUUUUUUUUAG